UCUCGCCUUUACUUCUCUCGAAUCCAAUUAAUCAAAUCAAAAAACAAGCACAAAUUCAAAGCGAAGGCACCGUACGAAACUGUAAAAUUCGCCACCGGAGAGAGAGAAAUGAAGAUCACGGCGUUGCUGGUGUUGAAAUGCGUCCCUGAGGGAGCCGAUCCGGUAUUCAUAGCGACCGCAUCUGACGUCAGCCAUUUCGGCUACUUUCAACGCUCCAGCGUCAAGGAGUUCAUCCUCUUCGUCGGUCGCACCGUCGCCAAACGCACUCCGCCGUCGCAACGUCAGUCGGUUCAACACGAAGAGUACAAGGUGCAUGCUUAUAAUAAAAAUGGGCUAUGCGCGGUAGGAUUUAUGGAUGAUCACUAUCCAGUUCGGAGUGCAUUUUCAGUUCUGAAUCAGGUGGUAGAAGAGUAUCAGAAAAAUUUUGGUGAUUCAUGGAAGACUGUACAGGCCGACAGCUCUCAACCAUGGCCCUAUCUGAAUGAAGCUUUGACCAAAUUUCAGGACCCUGCAGAGGCUGAUAAGUUGUUGAAAAUUCAAAGGGAAUUGGAUGAAACCAAGAUUAUCCUUCAUAAAACUAUCGAUAGUGUGCUUGCACGGGGUGAGAAGCUGGACAGUUUAGUUGAAAAGAGUUCAGAUCUUAGUGCAGCAUCGCAGAUGUUCUACAAGCAGGCGAAGAAAACAAAUCAAUGUUGUAGCAUACUGUAAGGGCAUCGAGGCAAGGCACGUUUAUCCUGUAAUGGCCAUAUUCACUUGUUAUACUUGUUGAAGGUGAUGGAUGACAAAAAGGGUGAUUAUAAUAUAUGUUUAUAUCAUUUAUCAAUUGUUUGCUUGGAAGAUUUGUGGUCUUUCAUCUUCUGGGUGUUUGUGUUCUUGAUGAUCAGAAAAAGAAGAAAACAAAGGUUAUCGCCAAAAAUCUUUUAUAUUUUAGUACUUAUACACUUCUCGUUCUCAAAUGUAGCUUGUGUAUGUGAUUC
Messenger RNA from Pistacia vera, 977 nucleotides. RefSeq names its product VAMP-like protein YKT61. Lineage: Eukaryota; Viridiplantae; Streptophyta; Magnoliopsida; Sapindales; Anacardiaceae. Gene Ontology annotation, cellular component: Golgi apparatus; membrane. The record is from RefSeq and is a predicted model, not a curated record. The coding region runs from base 109 to 708 and encodes 199 amino acids. Gene Ontology annotation, molecular function: SNAP receptor activity. Gene Ontology annotation, biological process: endoplasmic reticulum to Golgi vesicle-mediated transport. The transcript has 6 exons.